AUGUUCGAAUUGUCACCUGUAGCCUUCUCGGUGCUGGGACCGGUCCAAACGAUCAGCCUCGCAAUCGGUCUCGUGUUCUUGGGAUAUAUAUCGUACAUGUCAUAUUUUCACACCCUUUCGCAAUACCCCGGUCCGAAGAUAGCCUCUUUGACGAGCCUUUGGAGGGCAUAUUACGUUUACAAAUUAGUCCUCCAUGAGAAGCUAGUCAAGUUACACCAGCAGUAUGGCCCCGUCGUCCGAAUCGGUCCUAACCAUCUCCAUUUCUGGGAUGGUGAAGCCAUUGCCCCAAUCUACAAGGGGGGUAGGAAGAUGGGAAAGACACAGUUCUAUGAUGCCUUUACUGCAUUUAACCCCAAUCUCUUUGGGGGCAGGGAUGAAGAUAUACAUUCCCUUCGUCGACGACAGCUAGCCCACGGAUUCUCACAGACAUCAGUCGAAAACUUCGAACCUCUCAUUAAUGGUCACAUAGAGAUCUUGCUCAACAAACUCAACGAGUUUGCAAAGACCGGAGAGGUCUUCGAUCUGAAGUCUACAAUCUCGUACUUCGUUCUCGAUAUCCUAGGCGAAGUCGCCUUUAGCCGACCUUUCAAUGCCCAAGCCAGAGGAGAAGCAGAUGAGAUACACGCAAUAAACGACCACCUUCUUUUAUCAUGCGUAAUUGGUGAACUUCCCUUCCAGGCACUGUCGAAGUUCCUAGCGAGAUGGUCGCCCGUUCCAUGGAUGCGAAAGCUAGGGAAGAGCAGAAAUAACCUCAAAGAAACGUGCUCCGAGUGUGUUAGAAACAAGAUCAACAAUGUAUCCGACCGUCGAGAUCUACUCAAGAGCCUCGUGACUACGAAAGAUGUUGAAACCGGCGCCAGUCUCACCGAGCAGGAAAUUAAUUCAGAGGCGUUUGCUAUGCUGGUAGCAGGCUCUCAUUCGACCUCUGGUACAUUGACACUCCUCUUUUGGCACCUCAUCCAUAACCCAGAGAUAUGUGCUACCGUUGCCGCAGAGGUAGCUAGUACUCUUCAACCACUACAGGAUGGAGACAUCUCCUAUCCUAUCAAGGGACUGGAGGCUUCUUUGCCAUAUACCAUGGCAUGCGUAAGGGAGAACUUCCGCCUGAAUCCGGUAUUUACCAUGCCCCUAUGGCGAAGUGUUGGGUCACCCAGCGGAGCGAGAAUUGGAGACUUUGACGUACCGUGUGGUACUAAUGUCUGCAUCUCAAACUACGUUCUCCAUCAUAAUCCGGAGAUCUGGGGCGAGGAUCAUGCGGUAUUUCGACCGGAUAGAUGGCUGGAAAAGGACGAGCCCAACCGCAGCCGGUGCCUUAUUCCAUUCAGUAUUGGACACCGCAUGUGUAUUGGUCGAAAUCUCGCCAUGACAAAUAUAUUGAAGACAGUUACUACCUUGAUCAGCCAGUUCGAAUUUCAUCCGAUCUCUCAGGAUGACCACGUCCGGGUCCGCAGCUCGGGGAUUGGGGAGAUGGAGGGAUCGUUUCAAUGUAAAGUCUCGGUGAAAUGCUGA
Molecule: messenger RNA, 1509 nt
Organism: Penicillium expansum
Lineage: Eukaryota; Fungi; Ascomycota; Eurotiomycetes; Eurotiales; Aspergillaceae
Product: Cytochrome P450, E-class, group I
Exons: 4
Coding region: 1-1509 (502 amino acids)
Molecular function (GO): monooxygenase activity; iron ion binding; oxidoreductase activity, acting on paired donors, with incorporation or reduction of molecular oxygen
Source: RefSeq, a predicted model, not a curated record